AACUCAUGUCAUAUGUCAAAAGUAAAAAUUUGUACAGUUUGUAAAUAGGAAGAUAAUUGAUUGCAGGAGUUGUGGUUAUCAACUAUCGAUGUUUUUAUCCUUUUGUUAUGUGCUUUUGAAUAAUUAUAUACUAUAUUGGAAUGUAGAUUUAGUGAAAUAAUAUCUUAUUUGUGUAAAAUAAAUAAAUUCAAAAAUGGAGCCCGCGCUUUCCUCUGACGAUAGUUGUGAUUCCGAAAUGAAGAUAAUGAAGAAUGAAUUGAUCGAAUUUGGAUUGGAGGAAGACAAUCUCAGCAAAGAAGAAAUGACUGACCUUUUGAAAGCUUUGAAGAAUUCAAAAUCGACAGAACAAGAAGAUGAAGUAGCACGAGACAAAGUAAAUGUUGAGAAUACUGAUUGUCCUUCCCCAAAAAAAAAUAUGAAAAGGAGGUAUUUAAAUGUAAGAGACAGACGUUUGCCAUGGAGCUUGUUACCCACCACUAUAACACCAGCUGAGAAGGCUCGGACGCUAGCUGUGUAUAUCAAACUUAUGUCUCUGAACAGCUACCACCAGGCUAGACAGUCUGCUAACUUUGCUGCCUGGCCACCACCGUUACAGAUUGUGGAAGAGACCACAAGAGUACAACCUGUGAGGUCAACAAGAAGUGGCCGCUCUGUGCCUGUCUAUGCUGAUUUUGAUGAUGACUCCUCAGACCUAGACUUUGUUGUCACUAAAUCUAAGAAGAGAAAGGUAUCUACUAGUGAUCAUAAUGGAAGUGAUGGCAUAUAUACCAACAAAGUUUUGAGUCUAAAAAGAAAACCAUCCAAGGAUGAGAACAAUAGGCCAGUGAAGGAACCUAAACUGAAUACAGACAAUAAAUUAGAGGUUGUAUCUUCAGUAGUUCCUGUAAAGCCUAAGAAAGAUCUUUUUACUAUAAUUGAAGACUGAAAACCUCCUGUUCCAAUAUUUGGUACUUUAGAAACUUUUGAAUGUUAUUUGAAGGAACUGCAAAAUGUGCUUUCAUUCUUUGAGAUGUCUGUCAUAUAUUAUAAUCCAAAUGUAUGGAAUUAAAAUUAUGAAUGGAUGUCAGAAAACAAAACUUUGAUCUGUAGUCAAAGACUUAUAGAUUUUGUAUAUAACAUAGUAUAUAGUGUAUUGUAAUCAGAGAUAUAGAUACUAAAUGCUCUUUGAUGCAUGAGAAAGAAGUAUUGUAUUUUUUUUGUAAAGGUGAAAACCAAGCAUGUUAAAAAUUAUUUUUACUAUACCUGGGGCCUUAAGAAGAAUGCUUCAACUGUUAGCAGGGAAUACAAAAAUUAAAUGGUUUCUUGUUAUUUUACCUAAUUUAACAUUAGAUGUGAUAAUAUACCUCAAAGUAAUUUUUCAUGUCCUUAUUUAAAAAUUCUUACAAUUCAAAUAUAAUCCAAAGUACUACUAUAUUUUGCAUUAAAAAGUUUAUUGGAUUGCAUUUAUUAGCUGACUAUUAUAUUUAACUUACAGAGUUAAUAUUAAAUAUAAAAAUAAUGAAUACAUAAAAAUACUCUGAGCUGUAUUAAUACCACUACUACUGUUAGCUUAUGUAAAUUAUUUAAAAAAUCAUUUUAUAUUUACAUUUUCUUCUACCAGCCUAAGUAUACUCCUUAGAAAAUGUGCUUUGAAAGUAUUAUAUAACUUAUGGCUCUCCAGGAAGAUUCUUAUAAGAUAAAGAAAGUAUAUAAAUGCUUAAAUAUAUUCAAAUUAUGUUUAUAUGGCUGUUUGGUUACGGCUUAUAAAACUUGUGUAGUGGUGCCUGAAUAAAUAUGAAUAAUACCUACUCAAAUGGAGCAUAGAUACAUAAUUUGGAGCUUUCCUUGUGACUGGUAAUAGUCAGUUACUAAUAUAAGAUAUUCCAUGUAAGGUGCCUGAGAUUGCAGCUAAUAGCUCCCCUCGUGGAUAGCACUAAGUCAUUUAUCUACAUAGAAAUAAUAAAUAAUAUGGAUUCUC
Helicoverpa zea (corn earworm) is the source of this 1957-nucleotide messenger RNA. RefSeq lists its product as uncharacterized. The transcript is spliced from 3 exons. The record is from RefSeq and is a predicted model, not a curated record. Bases 194 to 925 code for a protein of 243 amino acids. NCBI's taxonomy places the organism in Eukaryota, Metazoa, Arthropoda, Insecta, Lepidoptera, Noctuidae.